Molecule: messenger RNA, 486 nt
Organism: Knipowitschia caucasica
Lineage: Eukaryota; Metazoa; Chordata; Actinopteri; Gobiiformes; Gobiidae
Source: the annotation of a GenBank genome assembly
AUGAACCUCACCGUGAACCUCACCAUGAACCUCACCAUGAACCUCACCAUGAACCUCACCGACCUCACCUUGGACCUCACCCUGAACCUCACCGUGGACCUCACCUUGGAUCUCACCCUGAACCUCACCGUGGACCUCACCGUGGACCUCACCAUGAACAUCCCCGUGAACCUCACCACGAACCUCACCACGAACCUCACCAUGAACCUCACCGUGGACCUCACCAUGGACCUCACCGUGGACCUCACAGAGGACCUCACCUUGGACCUCACCCUGAACCUCACCGUGGACCUCACCUUGGACCUCACCCUGAACCUAACCGUGGACCUCACCGUGGACCUCACCAUGAACCUCACCGUAAACCUCACCAUGAACCUCACCAUGGACCUCACCGUGAACCUCAACGUGAACCUCACCGUGAACCUCACCAGGAACCUCACCAUGAACCUCACCAUGAACCUCACCGUGAACCUCACCUCACCAUGA